This is a messenger RNA of Python bivittatus (Burmese python), 2887 nucleotides long. The record is from RefSeq and is a predicted model, not a curated record. Lineage: Eukaryota; Metazoa; Chordata; Lepidosauria; Squamata; Pythonidae.
GGAGGAGGAGGAGGGAAGACAGGAGGAAGAGAAGCCUCGCCGGGCGUGGAGUUUUUGAAUCCUCUCUUCCCUGCCUCUCUUCUCUCCCCCUCCCCUCCUUCCUGCGAUCCGUGAUGUUACAAAGCCCGUGAGCUGUGCUUUCCCCAUUCGCCUCCUGUCACUUCCUUCCUGGACGCUCUCAGGACGAGUCCGCUUACUUUUAAUCCGACCAGCAGCACGGGCACUCGCGCCUGCUGCACGCUGAGGGGCACACGCCGCCGCCGCCGCCGCCAGCGCCACCACAGAGCUCCUGGCAGUUCAUUGGAUUGAUUUUCAAGGUUGUGUGUGUGUGCGCGCGCGGGCGUGCGCGCGCGCGCCCGUGUGCAUGUGUGGUUAAAGGAGGCUGCGUGUUGGACCAGGUGGGGAACAUCUUACAAGGCUGGAAGAACUAAAAGCUUUUUUCCCCGUUCCUUCUCCUCCAAUUCCUCCUCCUCCUCCUCCCCCAUUCUACUCAAUUACUUCUCUUUCUCUCUCUUGUUUCUCAAGAAGAGGAAAAAAAAUAUCUCAAGGACUCGUCUGAUUAUCCAAACGUUUGCGAUCAUCUCUCCCAGCACAUCUUUGCCUUUAUAGGCUUCCUUGUGAGAUGGAGGAAAUGAGAACAUUUGAAUGGAAAAGCAAGUGAUGUCCCACUUUUGCAGUCUUUCUAACUUUAACUGAACGGAUGCAGGGGUCUGUGAAUUGAAUUGUGUAAGUGCUGAAGAAGGAGUCUUGGUUUGAGGAAACAGGAAAGAGGAAGGAAAGAGAAGAAGAAAAUACAGAAGUGUAGGAACAAACGACAGAAGAAAAACGGGGACUAUGGGGAGAAAAAAGAUUCAGAUCACGAGGAUAAUGGAUGAACGUAACAGGCAGGUGACUUUUACGAAGAGGAAAUUUGGGUUAAUGAAGAAGGCUUAUGAGUUGAGUGUUCUGUGCGACUGUGAAAUUGCUCUCAUAAUCUUCAACAGCACCAAUAAACUCUUCCAGUAUGCCAGCACUGAUAUGGACAAGGUGUUGCUGAAGUAUACAGAAUACAAUGAGCCACAUGAGAGUCGAACGAAUUCAGAUAUUGUUGAGACAUUGAGAAAGAAAGGACUUAAUGGCUGUGACAGCCCAGACCCUGAUGCAGACGAUUCAGUAGGUCACAGCCCUGAGUCUGAGGACAAGUACAGGAAAAUUAAUGAAGAUAUUGAUCUAAUGAUCAGCAGGCAAAGAUUAUGUGCUGUUCCACCACCUAACUUUGAGAUGCCAGUUUCUAUCCCGGUGUCCAACCAUAACAGCUUGGUAUACAGCAACCCAGUUAGCUCAUUGGGUAACCCCAACCUUUUGCCUCUGGCCCACCCUUCCUUACAGCGGAAUAGCAUGUCUCCUGGGGUGACACAUCGACCACCAAGUGCAGGUAACACAGGUGGCCUGAUGGGUGGGGACCUCACAACCGGUGCAGGCACCAGUGCAGGGAACGGGUAUGGCAACCCUCGAAACUCCCCAGGUCUGCUGGUCUCACCUGGCAACUUGAACAAGAAUAUGCAAGCAAAGUCUCCUCCACCCAUGAAUUUGGGACUGAAUAAUCGUAAACCAGACCUCCGAGUACUGAUCCCACCCGGAAGCAAGAACACCAUGCCAUCCGUGAAUCAAAGGAUAAAUAACUCUCAGUCUGCUCAGUCAUUGGCUACUCCAGUGGUUUCCGUGGCAACUCCUACUUUACCAGGGCAAGGGAUGGGAGGAUACCCAUCAGCCAUUUCAACAACAUAUGGUACCGAAUAUUCGCUAAGUAGUGCAGAUCUGUCAUCAUUAUCUGGCUUUAACACAGCCAGUGCUCUCCACUUGGGUUCAGUAACUGGCUGGCAGCAGCAACAUCUACACAACAUGCCACCAUCUACCCUCAGUCAAUUGGGAGCUUGCACUAGCACUCAUUUAUCUCAGAAUACAAAUCUCUCCCUGCCUUCUACUCAAAGCCUCAACAUCAAGUCCGAACCUGUUUCUCCUCCUAGAGACCGUACCACCACGCCCUCGAGAUAUCCACAGCACACGCGCCACGAGGCAGGAAGAUCCCCUGUUGACAGCUUGAGCAGCUGUAGUAGUUCCUACGAUGGAAGCGACAGGGAAGAUCACCGAAAUGAAUUCCACUCUCCCAUUGGACUCACCAGACCUUCGCCGGACGAAAGGGAAAGUCCCUCCGUGAAGCGCAUGCGGCUCUCUGAAGGAUGGGCAACAUGAUAACUUUACUAGCUAUUAGAGGUUUUUUUUUUCCUUGCAGUGCGUGUGUGUGCUAUACCUUAAUGGGAAAGAGGGAGGGGGGUCAAUAUGCAUUAUAUGUGCUGUGUGUGGGGGGGAAAAGUCAGGUACUCUGUUUUGUAAAAGUACUUUUAAAUUGCCUCAGUGAUACCAUAUUAAAAGAUAAACAGCAAUGCUGAAGAGAUGCUUCGCACUUGAGUUGUACAACAGAUCACUUGUACAAAAUAGGUUUUAAGGUUAACUUCUUUUUACUGUUGUGCUCCCUUGCAAAAUGUAUGUUACAAUAGAUAGUGUCAUGUUGCAGGUUCAACGUUAUUUACAUGUAAAUAGCCAAAAACAGAAAAAAAGAGGAGGCAUUUGCCCAGCCCUGGGCAGAUCUUUACUGAGAGAAAGCGGCUGUUAUGCAACAUAUAGAAAAUGUACAGAUGUUUUGGGAGACCCAGAAAUCGGGUGACUAAGGAAAAAAAGAAAAGAAAAGAAGGAAAAAUUUAGGUCACUUAAUGUAUCUGAAAAUGCUCACAAAUGUGUUGGCAUAUUGUAUGAGUAUGGCACUCAGUUAAACGGAUCAAAAUCAUUUAAAAGAGGACCAUACUUGUAAAAAAAAAAAUGUUUUUUGGGUUCUUUCUUUUUUUAGUGU